UGAGGAGAUGCAGGCUGGUGGUGUUGAUGAGCAGCAGAUGUUCACGUCUCCGUCGCGUCGGGUAAGAGAUUCUUAGAACUCGGUACUUGGGGCGUACAGAUGUGCUGACGGAUGUGAUGUUGCUCAAGGCUAGGAAGAAGGUCAAUUAUCUUGAAUCGGAUUCCGAAGGUGAAGAGGACGACGAGAAGAUCUUUCGUCCCGGCCGCAGUAGUCGCAACAAGCGUCAAAAGGUGGCUGUAGAGAGUGAGGAUGAGUUCAAGGAGGCUGCAGAUGGCGAGGAAUAUUCUGAUUAUGAACUGGACGACUUCAUCGUGGCUGAUGAUUCGGACGAGGAGGCAAAGCCGGUCAAGAGGCGCACGAAACCGGCUGCUCGUCCCAAGACCAAGUCAUCCCCUCUGCCGUUGCAGACGCCCGACGACGAUGAGGAUCUCGAUUUGGACAUCCCCGAAGCGACCGGCGGCACGGCGAUGAAAUGGACGUAUGACCCUGAACACUCCGAACCCCGGCAACAACGGACGGCGCCGACGACGCCUAAGCGUCCCAGUAAUGGCAAGCAGAAAGCACACGUUACCGAGCCGGAGCAGCGAUACGCCUGGCUGGCACAUCUUCGAGACAUCGAUGGCCAUCCCAUCGGUCAUCCGGAGUAUGACCCUCGGACUCUAUAUAUACCUCCCUUGGCUUGGUCCAAGUUCUCGCCGUUCGAGAAGCAGUACUGGGAGAUCAAGCAGAAGUUCUGGGACACGGUGGUGUUCUUCAAGAAGGGCAAGUUCUACGAGCUCUAUGAGAACGACGCCACCAUUGGCCACCAGCUCUUUGACCUGAAGCUGACCGAUCGCGUGAACAUGCGCAUGGUGGGUGUCCCGGAGAUGAGUCUGGACCAUUGGGCCAAUCAGUUCGUUGCCAAGGGCUUCAAGAUCGCUCGGGUGGACCAGAUCGAGUCGGCUUUGGGCAAGGAGAUGCGCGAAAGAGACGGGAAAGAUGGCAAGAAGAAGGCCGGCAAGGAGGACAAGGUGAUCAGGCGAGAGUUGGCUUGCGUCUUGACUGCGGGUACACUCGUCGAAGGCUCGAUGCUUCAAGACGAUAUGUCUACGUACUGCGUCGCCAUCAAGGAGGCACUUAUUGAGGAUCGUCCAGCUUUCGGACUGGCCUUCGUCGACACUGCAACUGGCCAAUUCUUCUUGUCGGAGUUUGUCGAUGACGCCGAUAUGACCAAAUUCGAGACCUUCGUGGCGCAGACGCGUCCUCAGGAACUGUUGCUCGAGAAAUCCACCGUCUCCACCAAGGCACUCCGCAUCCUGAAGAACAAUACUGGUCCGACAACUAUCUGGAACUACUUGAAACCCAGGAAGGAAUUUUGGGAAGGCGAUAUUACCGUCCGCGAACUUGAUGCGAGCGACUACUUCGUCUGUGAAGAUGGGGACAACCUGCAGGCGUGGCCUGAGGCUCUGCGCGAGGCACGGGACAAAGAGCUGGUGAUGUCUGCUUUCGGGGCGCUGGUGCAAUAUCUCCGGAUCCUCAAGCUCGACCGUGACCUCAUCACCAUCGGCAACUUUGCCUCGUACGACCCCAUCAAGAAGGCUUCCAGCCUGGUGCUGGACGGGCAGACUCUGAUCAACAUGGAGAUUUUCGCCAACUCUUUCGACGGAACCUCCGAUGGGACCUUGUUCCAGCUCCUGAACCGCUGCAUCACACCGUUCGGCAAGCGCAUGUUCAAGCAGUGGGUGUGCCAUCCGUUGGUGGAUGCGAAGAAGAUCAACGCUCGACUGGACGCGGUGGACGCGCUCAACGCCGACUCGAGUGUGCGGGAUCAGUUCUCUUCUCAAUUAACCAAGAUGCCUGACUUGGAGCGACUCAUCUCGCGGAUCCACGCAGCCAACUGCAAGGCCCAAGACUUUGUUCGUGUCCUUGAAGGCUUCGAGCAGAUUGAGUACACCAUGAGUCUUCUUCAAGAGAGCGGCUCUGGGGAAGGUAUAAUCGGACAACUUAUCAAUGCGAUGCCGGACCUCAACAGCAUGCUCGAGUACUGGAAGACGGCCUUUGACCGCACCAAAGCUCGAGAGAACGGCAUUCUGGUCCCGAAGCCUGGAGUGGAGGAAGACUUUGACAGUUCUCAGGAGCACAUCGAACAGAUCCACCAGCAGCUCGACAACCUCCUCAAGAAACACCGGCGCGAGCUGGGCUCCACGGCGAUCUGCUACCGCGACAACGGGAAGGAGAUCUACCAGCUCGAAGUGCCCGUCAAGAUCAAGAACAUCCCGAAGAACUGGGACCAGAUGUCGGCCACCAAGCAGGUGAAACGGUACUAUUUCCCCGAGCUGCGGGCGCUCAUCCGCCAACUGCAGGAGGCGCAGGAGACGCACAGCCAGAUCGUCAAGGAGGUUGCGGGCCGGUUCUAUGCCCGGUUUGACGAGAACUACACCACGUGGCUGGCGGCGGUGCGGAUCGUGUCGCAGCUCGACUGCCUGAUCAGUCUGGCCAAGGCAUCCUCGUCGCUGGGCCACCCCAGCUGCCGCCCUACUUUUGUGGACGACGAGCGCAGCGUGCUCGAGUUCGAAGAGCUGCGCCACCCGUGCCUGUUGUCCUCGGUCGACGACUUCAUCCCGAAUGACGUCCGUCUCGGCGGGCCCCGGCCCAACAUCGACCUUUUGACCGGUGCCAACGCGGCCGGUAAAUCCACCGUUCUUCGCAUGACCUGUAUCGCCGUGAUCAUGGCCCAAAUCGGCUGCUACCUGCCCUGCACCUCGGCCACCCUAACCCCCUGCGACCGGAUCAUGUCGCGCCUCGGCGCCAACGACAACAUCUUCGCGGCGCAGUCGACCUUCUUCGUCGAGCUGUCGGAAACGAAGAAGAUCCUGGCCGAGGCCACGCCGCGCUCGCUGGUCAUCCUCGACGAGCUGGGCCGCGGCACCUCCUCGUACGACGGCGUGGCCGUCGCCCAGGCCGUCCUGCACCACGUGGCCACCCACAUCGGCGCCCUGGGCUUCUUCGCCACGCACUACCACUCCCUGGCCGCCGAGUUCGAGCACCACCCGGAGAUCGCGCCCAAGCGCAUGGCCAUCGACGUCGAUGAGGCCGAGCGCCGCGUCACCUUCCUGUACAAGCUCGAACCGGGGGUCGCCGAGGGCAGCUUUGGCAUGCACUGUGCGUCCAUGUGCGGGAUCCCCGGCAAGGUGAUCGAGCGCGCCGAGGUGGCGGCGAAGCAGUGGGAGCACACGAGUCGGUUGACGGAGAGUCUGGAGCGGAGGAAGGGGAAGGGGGAUGGGGCGGCGGCUGUUGUGGGGAUGGGAUGGUGGAGUGAUGUUGCGUGGGCUUUGCGGGAGGAGGAUGACGCUCGUGUAGUGGAGGAAGGGGAGGUCGGGGUGAGUGAGCGGAGUCUGGAUGUGUUGCGCCGCGCGAUCGAGGCCUUGUAAGGCAUCGCGGUGCGCUUCCCUUCUAAGCUGCUCUUCUAUGUCGGAAGAUGUAUGAUGUGAGAAUUGGUGGCAAUGUUCGACGCUUACCCCGGUCUUUUCAUCGGCUGUUGUCCUUUAUAUGUCGGUGUUCGUGGCGUUCCGUGGGUCUUACUCUGGCAAGUCGGCUGGUGAUAAAAUUUCUAAGGGAGUUAGUCUAAAGAGCGUUUUCGGGUUAUAUAACUAUCAGGUGGCUGACUUUAAGAAUAUAAGAUGGUCCUUCUGAAUAACCUUA
Messenger RNA from Aspergillus aculeatinus CBS 121060, 3681 nucleotides. RefSeq names its product mismatch repair ATPase MSH6. The record is from RefSeq and is a predicted model, not a curated record. Gene Ontology annotation, biological process: mismatch repair. The transcript is spliced from 3 exons. Lineage: Eukaryota; Fungi; Ascomycota; Eurotiomycetes; Eurotiales; Aspergillaceae. Gene Ontology annotation, molecular function: mismatched DNA binding; ATP binding; ATP-dependent DNA damage sensor activity. Gene Ontology annotation, cellular component: MutSalpha complex; nucleus. The coding region runs from base 117 to 3410 and encodes 1097 amino acids.